Lingula anatina is the source of this 705-nucleotide messenger RNA. RefSeq names its product myb-related transcription factor, partner of profilin. The record is from RefSeq and is a predicted model, not a curated record. NCBI's taxonomy places the organism in Eukaryota, Metazoa, Brachiopoda, Lingulata, Lingulida, Lingulidae.
AUGAAGAAGAGCAGAGCAGAGCGAUACAGCAACGCUGAAGUGGCAGUGUUGGUGGAAGAGGUCUCAUGCAGACCUACGCUAUUUAGUCCUUUCACCAAUGCUGUGACUUCAAAGUCCAAACAAAGGGAAUGGACUGAAGUUGCUGAAAAAGUUAACAGUGUUUCACAUAUAAAAAGGAGUUUUCGCGAUGUCAGGAAAAAAUGGCAUGACUUGACAAGUCGCACUAAACAGAAAGAGGCAAAACUGCGUGCGGCAAUGUGCCAGAAAAGUGGUGUGAGGCCCAGUCGACUGACAGAGUGGGAGGAGAAGGUCAUUGAAGUAAUUGGAAAGACUGCAUUGAAGGGGAUUACAAAAUUAGUAGGAAGUGACAGCUGGUCACCUGCAAGUCAGGGUGGUCCCCCUUGUCUGCCUAGUGUCUGUUUAGCAUCCAAUGAACAUCCUACAUGCAGUUAUGCAGAGGAAAGUAAUUCAGAAUACAGCUGUAUGAGUACUGGCAAUGAAGAGGUCCCAGCUGCAAGCACUAGUCAUGAAACGGCAUUAACAAUAGGUGCCAGCAAAAGAAUUUAUGAGGUAGAAAAAGAGAGGUUGCAAGUGGAAAAAGAGAGGCUGGCAGUGGAGAGAGAACGCCAAUUUAGUGACACUAUUGAGUACUUCAACACCAGUAGCCUUAAGAAGUUUAUACUUGCCUCUUUAGCUUUAACUUAA